GCAACUUCAUUUCAGCCUCAAACUUUCAGUGCCAGUACCAACCUGUUGCACAUUCUUAUACCUCUGAGUUAGCUUACAGGAGGUUGCACUGCAGGCAGGCGGUCAGGGUGAUCGAUGAUGAUGAAGGUUAGCCCAAGGGUCAGCGUUCACGUUUGCUUGUGCAACACUAGACAUGGGAAGGAGUGCCCCCAUUACAAUAAUAGAGGGGACAGCGCCACAGCCGAUUCACCAGAGAAAAUGAAGCCGGAGCAGGUCACCCACAAGAAGAUGACGACGGCGACGUCCUCGCCGUCCCCUGUCGCCGGCCUGCGGGGCGUGGUGAGCUCCCUCGUCGCCUUCUUCAUCGUCGUCAGCAUCGUCUCCCUGCUGUUCGACCACGGCCACGAGUCGCAGGUGCAGCUGGCAGUGCAGCACCAGCACCAGGAGGUGAAGGUGGCCGCGGCCGGGUGCCACGAGGCGCAGGUGCAGUGGACGGACGAGCUCAUGGGCAAGGCCGUGAGGGGCUCCGGCAAGGAGUGCAACUGGUCCGUGGGGCAGUGGGUGUACGACAACGCCUCCCAGCCGCUCUACUCUGGCCUCAACUGCUCCUUCAUCUUCGACGAGGUCGCCUGCGAGAAGUAUGGCCGGAAUGACACCAGGUACCAGUAUUGGAGAUGGCAGCCCGAUGGAUGUGAUCUUCCAAGUUGCAGGUACAGGUAAUGCGAUGAUCUGACACGAGUGUGAUGCUUGCUUGUUUGGAGUUCUCCUUCUUUGACCAAGGGAUAUGUUCCUGGUGGGGGAGCCUGGGAUUAGUAGGGUGGAUAUCGUUCUCCUUUUUCGUUUGAUUUCAUCCGUAGUAGGAUCCUGCUCUUCUGUAUGAUGGUUGCUAUCUAUUGAUGUAUUUUUGUAUGAAUGUUGUAACUUGUGGCGAGUGUAAGCCUUUAUAUUGUAUUCUCAUCUAUUC
This is a messenger RNA of Triticum dicoccoides, 943 nucleotides long. RefSeq names its product protein ALTERED XYLOGLUCAN 4-like. Gene Ontology annotation, molecular function: O-acetyltransferase activity. The record is from RefSeq and is a predicted model, not a curated record. The transcript has 2 exons. Gene Ontology annotation, cellular component: Golgi apparatus. NCBI's taxonomy places the organism in Eukaryota, Viridiplantae, Streptophyta, Magnoliopsida, Poales, Poaceae. Bases 115 to 699 code for a protein of 194 amino acids.